Messenger RNA from Cottoperca gobio, 5508 nucleotides. RefSeq names its product ring finger protein 150b (gene rnf150b). The record is from RefSeq and is a predicted model, not a curated record. Bases 483 to 1817 code for a protein of 444 amino acids. The transcript is spliced from 6 exons. NCBI's taxonomy places the organism in Eukaryota, Metazoa, Chordata, Actinopteri, Perciformes, Bovichtidae.
UAUCCCAGCAGCGUCAGCGUCACAGGGUCCAGUCAGGCCCAGCCAUAACAAUGCAGCAGUUCAGCGGACCUGCUGCGUCUAGCUAGCUUUAAAAUAUUAAAAUCAUUAUUAGCCGUUAAAUUAAACUGUAAAUUCACCGCCCGGUGUUUUGCUUCGGUCACGGUGAGUCGCGUCGUUUCAACGGCCAGUUGUGUCCGCAGCUGUCGUGGCUUCUCCCGGUGCUGUUUGUGUGUUCUUCUCGGUGACGGUUGGAAAUGGAGUCGGCUAACGGGCGGCUGAGAGCGGCGGAGGGGAGCGGCUGAAAACACGGAGGAAAGAUAAAAAUAGGAGAAGCGAGAGGGCGGGAAAGAAGUGGGCCGCGAAGUUACAGAGAGGCGGAUUAAAUAACGUCCUGGUCGGUAGACUGGUAACAUGGAGGAGUAGGCACCUGACGCUAUCGGGCUCCUCCGACGGACGGUUCGCUCUCACCGGGGAGGAUCACCAUGGCCCCGGGCUCUCUGGUGGCGGCCUGCCGCAGCCUGGCCCUCUCUACGUGGCUGCUCUCCUUCUGCUUCGUCCACCUGCUGUGCCUGGACUUCACCGUGGCCGAGCGGGAGGAGUGGUACACCGCCUUCGUCAACAUCACCUACAUGGACCCGGCCACCUCGGAUUUCCGCACCGAGAAGACGGAGUGCGGGCGGUACGGGGAGCACUCUCCGAAGCGGGACGCCAAGGGGGUGGUGGUGCUGCCCGCAGCCCCGCACGACCGCCAGGCCUGCGACCCCAACACCCGGUUCGCGGUGCCCGCACAGGCCGGGGCCUGGGUGGCGCUGAUAGCCCGGGGCAACUGCACCUACAAGGACAAGAUCCGCCACGCCGCAGCCCACAACGCCUCGGCGGUGGUCAUCUUUAACGUGGGGUCCGCCAAUGUUAACGAGACCAUCACGAUGCCUCAUCCAGGUACAGGUGAGGUGCUCGCCAUCAUGAUCCCGGAGCCAAAAGGCCGCGAGGUCGCGUUGCUGCUGGAGCGCAAUGUGACGGUCACCAUGACGAUCACCAUCGGGACGAGGAACCUGCAGAAGUACGUGAGCAGGACGUCCGUGGUGUUCGUGUCCAUCUCCUUCAUCGUGCUGAUGAUCAUCUCGCUCGCCUGGCUCGUCUUCUACUACAUCCAGAGGUUCAGAUACGCCAACGCACGAGACAGGAACCAGCGUCGACUCGGCGACGCGGCGAAGAAAGCGAUCAGUAAGCUGCAAGUUCGCACCAUCAGGAAGGGCGACCAGGAGACGGAGGCCGACUUCGACAACUGUGCCGUCUGCAUCGAAGGCUACAAGGCCAACGACGUGGUCCGCAUACUGCCCUGCAGACACUUGUUCCAUAAGAGCUGUGUGGAUCCGUGGCUGCUGGACCAUCGCACGUGUCCCAUGUGCAAGAUGAACAUCCUGAAAGCCCUGGGCAUCGCUCUGAACGCAGACUGCCUGGAUGACCUCCCGCUGGAUUACGACCUGGGCGGUGUGGGCGGGGUGGGUGUGGGUGGCGUCGGGGCCCUGGCCCUGGAGGCCGUGGUGUCCGGGGCGUCCAGUGACGGCACGCUGAGCGAGGGCGGCUCCUCCGUGGUGCUGGACCCCGGUGUGAGACGGGUGGGUCUCCCGCAGGAUUACCAGGACCCCGACACGCUGAGAGACAGCCCUGUGACGGCCACCACCGACACACACACAGGUGAGCUCCAGCCGAUGGCGAGCAGCGCCUCAGUGGCGUCCUUGGUCAUCACCGUUGAAACGGGUCUCUCGGACGAGGAGGGGUCCGUGGAGCCGUCUCAGCCGGGGGACAAGUCCUGAGACGAGCUCAACAGAACCAAACCACAACCAAAGCAGACUCCGGAAAACAACUAAAACCCACAACCAGCACCGGUGUUCGUGUCUUUCUCUUUGGACCCGUGUGACACAGAACCAGACGACUGGUCUGACCCGGGUGGACUCCUGGUGAGGAGCCGGGUCUAGACUUUGACGGGUUUUCACAAAGUGGAUCCAACGUAGUGUGUGUGACGGUUUAAUCUGGACUCACCGGACCUGGUUUGGUUUGGUUUUUUAAGUCUCCUUCUGGACACUUGGCGGGUUGGACCCAGAACCUAACCUGGUGUUGUCCAGUGUGUUUACCUUGGUCUUCCCCUCGGCGCCCUUCGGUUUAAGCAGGUGUGUGUUCCACCUGGGAUAUUUACUCUACCUGUCUGUUGUCGCUUCGUGUUCCAGGUCUUUCUGGGUCCUUGAAUAUAAAUCCAGACUUUCAUGUAAUCUGGACGUUAGUGACAUUAUGGACUUUAUGACGGAGUCUCCACCUUCACCCCCGGAGAACUCGAGGAUCCUCGGUUCUCGUGUGCAAAGUGAAGAACCGGAGACGGUCGGCUGCCAAAAGAUAAUUCUCCCUUCGAAGGUCAACACUCUGCAUCCAGGAGCCGAGCCGACCCUGCGUAUUUCUACCUGCUCUCGUCUCCAGUGUUGUGAACGCUGCACAACACCUGCACCACCUGACGGAGUCACUUCCUGUCCUCCUCUGGAUUCUUGGAAGCUUUAAUCUCUGGUUAAUUUGGCUCAUUUUGAUUUGCCUGCCAACAUGCCAGGUGCUGUAGCUUAACGUGUGACUUUUACUUUGAAAGGACACAGCGUCUGUGCGCCGUGGACCCGGUUGAUUUCCUCCCUGGUGUUCUGUCGGUAUCACAGCUACAGUCGGACUGCAGUGUAGAAACUACACGCAGUGUUUUAGCUUUCUCUGUUUUUGCCCGUCGGUAUAACGCGAGGCUGUUUUAUCUGCAGUGUUUGGGUCGGAAGCUUUCUGUCUGCGGCCGUGGUUCCAAACAGGGUUCCUGGAAAACCAGAACUACUCUGGACCCGCAGGGACGUGCAGAAUCUAUACAAGGUGACACGUUCUGUGAAGCACAGAUGGAAACAAGUCAAAUGUAUGAAACUAAUCUUGCAGCGGAGAAAACGUGAACUAGAGAAGUGCCGCCGUGAUGGAGGAAGGUUCCAGCUGCAGCGCCAUCUGCUCUCAAAGACCUUCUCUCGUUACAGCGUUGAGAAACCGCGGGGCGCACUCUGCAUGUUUUUAUCUGCCCUUCGUUUACGCACACUGUACGCAACAAUCGACCGACGCUCAAGUUCCUGUCCAGUGGCAAUUUAAAUAAAGUUUAACAAUGUUGUCACAGGGAGAAUAAAAUGACCACGAACAGGCUGAAGGUCGAGGAUGCAAAGACUCCUUCAUCGUGCGUCCUGAGCCGCGUAGGAACUCCGUCUAUAGCGUUUGUUUUUACCGUGCGUCCGUCUGCCUGACCACACGCGUCCAUUACCACGGCCUCAUGCUGCCUUUUUAAAAACACCUUGACCUUUUUAACCCCGACAAUCAAAGAUGGGAUCUGUUACCUGCUCGUCUGGGAUCUUUUCUCUUCAGCGAACACACAAGCUGUUUCUCAAACCCGCCGUCUGUCCACCACAAACGGCGUUAGCUGCCAUUACCGUUCCCAGAGUUUUAAAUUUAAACGCCACCAAAGCGAGCUGUGAAAGACGACAGAGACCCAGAGGCGUCGACGUGCAGUUUAGCAAAGACUCCCUCCCUGCGUCAGCGCGCGUGAAGGUCGCUCUGACGCCGAGCGUGUAAAUAUAAAAUGUAUAUUCCACGUGUGACGACGCCAAACUGGUGUGAGACUGCGUGGGGCUGCGGUCGCGUGGUGGCUUCUCUGGCGCCAAGAGAGAUAAAGAUUGUCGUCUAUUUUGAUACCAGAGGAGACGUUUAUUUUUGUAACGAAGACACCCAGCAGCCAAGACUGACCCCCCCCCCCCCCCCCCCCCUCCCUCGUGACCCCCGGCCUGGUGAGCCUCAAUGUGAGUUUUGAUCAGGCAGAUUUAAGUGUUGAUUAUCUGUGUAACUGUACACACACGCACACACACACACACACACACACACACACACACACACACACACACACCUGAUUGUCUCCUGACUCUGAACAUCGACGGCUCUGCGAGUUCUUCAGACGCAACAAGCCUCCAAAAUAAGAACAAACCGGACAUAAUUAUGGGAUUCGUAAGAACUUCCUUUUACUCUCAGAAACCAGGAAGUGCUUUUAAGUUUCUUCGUCCUUCGCUUCAUCGUUCAGUCACCGAGUAUUUAACAAACACGUGAGCUGGUGCAGAUCUGCUGUAACAUAACGAUGGAUGAACGCCUGGUCGUCAGCGUGAAUCAUGUUUCACUUAAAGUCACGUCCUUUGUGGCGUACGCUUUAUUCUCAAGGCCUUCACCGAGUAUCAUGUUUUAUUUUCACACAUGCACUGUCGACCUCUUUUAAUGUGACGUCUGCUGCACAGAGCUGAAGUGAAGCGUCUCGUCGAGGAGACCGAGGCUGCUGUGGCACGUUGGGCCGGAACACGUGUCUGAGCUCGCCGGUCCCUUUGAAUCCACGUUUUACAGUUUCUAUUCAACAUUUUAUAGAAAAACGGUCAAACUCACGUCGGCUCUAGUUUAGAAGAAUCAGUUACAUGAAUACUGCAGGACGUUAAGUGUUGCUGCGCUUCCUUCUCGACUUCACGCUGUAACGAGUAAACGUGCAGUAAGUACAGAACUGUUGCCGCCUCUACAACCUUUUUAUUUGGUUAAAAUUAUUCGUGCCACUAAAUAUGACGACCAAAUUCAACCCGUUUACUUUCAGAGACGAGAACUUGUGACUCUUAAAUACGACAUCUUGUAAUUAUGAGAUCAAUCCUGACGAGUUAUUUUCUAUACGUGUUAAAAUGGGACCUCGUGUCACAGCCAGUAAUGACGUCUGAUUGGUUCUUUGUUUUCCUGCUCCCGCCUCUCCUCGCAGCCCAUUGGCUGUUUCCCCCGGCUGCCGUGUUUUGAUUGGUUGCGCAGCCUCUUCUGUUGAUGCACUUUAAUUCUGUUUCUCUGGAAGGUUCUGGAAAAGCGACGUUGUACUUCCUCCCGUCAUUUAGAUCUUCCUUCUCUUAAGACUUCUUUGUUUUCGGGAUUGUUUUGUGCGAUGAUGUUAAAAAUAGGAUCGAGAACCGAUCUGGAAAAUGUUUCCUGGUCCUUUUUUAAAAUGUAUUUGUAGUCCGACGCCAUUUGUUUUGCCAUAUAUUGUUAUUUGUGUUGUAGUUUCUGCCCCUGAGCUGGAAAUAUACAUUUAAUCUCACAUUUCUUACAACUGGCCAUGAAAGCAAAGUGUUUAAACCGUCGUCUGAAGAACUUAAAAUUCUGACGCAAAACUUAUUUUAAGUGGAUUUGAAUCAAACUUCUGUUUAAAUUAGUUGCAGUUCCUUCCGGAGAGACGGUGAAAGUCGCCGCUAACGCGCCUGCGGCGUGACAACAGGGUGUGAGACGGUGUCACAGAGCGUCUGUUGUCCUGUGCACGCUCACACAACGUCCCUACACACACACACACACGUGUAAAUACGAGGCGGCGUGACGCCAUGUUGUUUUCUGUGUUUCAGUUGUUGCACGUGUUCUGAUUCAGGACAGAAUUUAAAUAAAGUUUUAAUGCAA